Messenger RNA from Coturnix japonica (Japanese quail), 772 nucleotides. RefSeq lists its product as uncharacterized. Lineage: Eukaryota; Metazoa; Chordata; Aves; Galliformes; Phasianidae. The record is from RefSeq and is a predicted model, not a curated record.
CUUUUCUCACUUUGGCUCUUCUUUGUGUUCCAGGUUUACCCCCACUGCAGAAAGAUGACUUUCCACCACGAUGACUGCUACUUCCCCCACAGCUACAGGGGCCUCCACAGCUAUCGAGGCUACGACUACAGCAGCCCCUACCACUACAGGGGCUUUGGUGGCCUUUACGACUUAGGGGAUCGCUAUGGCCAUGAUGGUCUGUACGGUCACUGGGGCUUCUUUGGCUCUAGGGACCACUAUGGCUUUGGAGGUCUGCAUGGUGGCUACAGGAGCCAGUAUGGGGACUGCUAUGGCUACCCAGGCUGGUACAGCAGCCGCUACGGUCACCACUUUGGAUCAAGAUACGGUCAACGCUACGGCUAUGGGGGCUGGUAAACCCAGCAGGAACGGUGCUGAUGUGUGAAGAUCAACCCCAGCCUGGACUGACAACGAAUCUCAGCAGCAUCUUCCUAAUGCACAGAGCCCAGCAGCUUCCCUCUAUGGAGGCACUGAGGCUCUGCUGCCCAAGUGCUCGAAAUGAUUGAUCUUUUCCUGCUCUGUUUGCUCUCUUGCCUCCCGAACUCUCCUCUUCAUCACUGCUGGAGCAAAAGCUUGCAUCUUCUCAACAUCCAUUCUGUGCAAACUCCAGUAACACCGCUGGAAUGUCUGGCUUUUGUGUUUGUUGCAGUGAUGUACAAAGCAUAUUCUGACUGAAUGGAAUAGGCACGGUGUACCGUGCCUUGGGGAAUGUGGUCUUUCUGUUCUGGAAUAUAUCUGACUUUCAUAUUAAAAU